AUGCUCGGCGUCCUCCUCUACGGGCACAAUGAGGCCGAGCAGUACAUCAGGAAGGUGGAGGGCGAGGACGUCGCCCACGGGUGCAAGCUGGAGGCUAGCAGGACCAACCAGAAGUGCGUGAGGUGCCGCGAGCAAGCUGUCAACGCGGUUUGGGAGGUGUUAUGGAGGGUGGACGGAACGAUGGACCCGAUGCCGGUACCGCCGCCAGAGGGCUCUGCUGCUCGUCACAGAGGUGAUACACGUGUGGCACCUGAUUGCGGAAGGAUUCCCCUUGCAGCUUGCACCUCUGCAAAUCAAGUGGACUCAUUGGAUACUUUCCGUCCCCCUCCAUGGCCUUUGCCUUACAAUGAUCCUCAAUUCAGCGCUCGCAUGGUGCAGCACCCAACAGUGUCAGGACAUGACAAGGCAUCAACGCAUAUCCAGAAACCAGAACAACCUACAGAAAGUAAGAAUGCUGAUGCUGGAUCAACUUGCACAGCCCAUAAGGUUUCUGAGACAUCAGCAAAACAGCACUCAGGAGGUUCGAGAAUUGAUGGAAUACAAUUCUGUGAUUCUUCUGACAAUGAGGAUGACUGUCCGAUAUGCCUAGAAGAAUAUGAUGAUGAGAAUCCGAAGAUUGCAUUGCAAUGCAACCAUAAUUUCCAUCUUAGUUGCAUUUAUGAGUGGAUGGAAAGAAGUGAAGCUUGCCCUGUCUGUGCAAAGAUUAUGUUGUUCAAUGAGGAUAAAUGA
Miscanthus lutarioriparius is the source of this 729-nucleotide messenger RNA. The record is from the annotation of a GenBank genome assembly. Lineage: Eukaryota; Viridiplantae; Streptophyta; Magnoliopsida; Poales; Poaceae.